AAGUAAUUAUAGCUUCCCUCUGUGGUGUGCAGGGCAGAAGGCUGAUUUAAUAAAGGAAGCCUGCUGUCUGUCUCCAGCCUGCCUGUGACUCAUGGAACCCCGGAGUCCCGGCAGCACUACCCGAAGAGAGUGAUGAGCGGCUGGGGGUGGGAGGUAAAGGGGUAGCCAGCUCAGCUAGCCAGAGCCCCAAGAAUAAGGAAACUCCCCGCUCGGCGGGUAGGAGCCAGCAGCUGGAGCCAGAGGAAGUGAGGCUGGGACAGAGCAAGCAGCUGCUGCUUCUCCCCGGAAAGAAGGCUCCUGCCAUGUGGACAUCUACAAUAAAAUGGGAUUCUGAUGCUUCAUGACAUGCCAUUAUGUAGAGCAAUAAUGAACACUGGCCUAUUUUGGACUAGGUGACAACCCUCAGAAAUGAUACAGUAAUACCUACCACAGAGAAGCUGAACAUACUCUGUUUGGAGUGGACAACCUAAAUUGUCACUGGAGUUUCAAAAUGACAGACCCAAUGAUGGACUUCUUUGAUGAUGCUAAUCUUUUUGGUGAGACUUUAGAAGGCUUGUCAGAUGAUGCGUUUGUACAACCGGGACCUGUCUCACUAGUUGACGAAUUGAAUUUGGGUGCAGAGUUUGAGCCUUUGCACAUAGACUCACUAAACCAUGUUCAAGGUACUCCAACACAUCAGAAGAUGGCGGAUUUCGAACAGUUAAAUCAAUUUGACUCAAUGAAGUUUCAUCAAGUUAAUCAAUCUUUUGGCAGCCCAGUUGAACACGUAUUAUCUCCACAUUCUCAAUUUAAUUGCUCUCCAAUCCAUCCCCCAAACCAACCCAAUGGCUUGUUUCAAGAUGUAGCAGAUGGGAGUCCAAUGUGGGGUCACCAGACAGCUACUGGCUUAGCUAAUCAAAAUGGAUCCCCCUUUCAUCAACAAGGACAUUCACACUCUCUACAUCAAAAUAAAAGCUUUGUGGCGCACCAUGAUUUUGCCUUAUUUCAGGCCAGUGAACAUCAAACACAGUGUUCUUCCCUUCGCUCACAACAAAACAGAAGUAACCUUAACCCAGGGCAAAACUCUCUUGGCCAGGCUAAAAAUUUUCUAGACGCUAAUGUUUCCGGCACACACAGAGUUAAUGUUAACCACCUAGCCACCGCCCCAUCCUCGCAGCAGACUCUACCUGUGCAGUUUUCUCCGACUGCAAACCCUCCUGCACACUUCCUCAAGUGCAGCAGUCACCAGGAAGGCAACUAUAACAGACCUUCUCCAAGUAUGACUCCCUGCUCUGUGAGUAACUCGCAACAGUUCCCUGCACACUAUUCCUUCUCCAGUGGUCACGUGUCACCAAGCAGUCUCCUCCAGUCAUCUGCAGGUCUCGCCCCCAGUCAUACAAACCAGGCUCUAUCUGAUUUUGCUGGAGGUAACUCCUUUUCGCCUCAUAGGGGAAUGAAGCAAGAGCCCACACAGCAUCUCCUGAACCCCACUCCAUCACUGAAUUCAAAUAGUUUUCAAAUUUUGCAUCCGUCACAUCCUCAGGGUAAUUAUAGCAACUCAAAAUUAUCACCCGUGCACAUGAACUUCCCAGAUCCUGUUGACUCAGGACCUCCAAUGGGUCAUUUCAAUGACCAUGUGGAAACUAAUGGAUUUUCAUCUUUAGAAGAGAAUUUACUUCAUCAAGUGGAAUCUCAUGCAGAACCAUUUGCAGGACUUGACCCAGAAGACCUCCUGCAGGAGGGUCUCCUCCCCCAAUUUGACGAAUCACCAUUUGGACAAGAUAAUUCAAAUCAUGUUUUAGAUCAUGACCUUGAUCGCCAGUUCACUUCACAUCUUCUAUCGAGGCCUUCUGACAUGGCUCAAACUCAGCUGCAGUAUCAGGCUCGGGGCUGGCCUUCCCCACUGUCUAACAACCAUCAACAUUUACACAACAGAAAUCAUCUGUGUUUACAGCGACAGCCUCCAUCUUCCAAGAAGAGUGAUGGUUCUGGGACAUACACUAAGCUGCAGAAUACCCAGGUGAGGGUCAUGUCUGAGAAGAAGCCAAGAAAAAAGGUGGAAUCAGAAAGCAAGCAAGAAAAGGCUAAUCGUAUAAUAUCAGAGGCCAUAGCAAGAGCAAAGGAGCGAGGGGAACGUAAUAUUCCACGAGUAAUGAGCCCCGAGAACUUUCCUAGUGCUUCAGUCGAAGGGAAAGAAGAAAAGAGAGGUCGGAGGAUGAAAUCUAAGCCGAAAGACAGAGACAACAAAAAAUCAAAACCGUGUUCUAAGUUGAAAGAGAAGACAAAAAUUGGCAAACUCAUUAUUACAUUGGGUAAGAAACACAAGAGAAGGAACGAGUCCUCAGAUGAGCUGUCCGAUGCAGAGCAGAGGUCCCAGCACACGUUCAAAGAGCAACACUCUCAAAAAAGAAGAUCAAAUCGACAAAUUAAGAGGAAAAAAUAUGCAGAAGAUGGAGAAGGGAAGCAAUCUGAGGAAGAGGUGAAAGGCAGUCUGAGAGUGAAGAGGAACUCAGCUCCAGCACCUGGAGAGCAACCUCUGCAGCUGUUCGUGGAAAAUCCAAGUGAAGAAGAUGCUGCAAUUGUAGACAAAAUACUAGCCUGUAGGAUUGUAAAAAAGGAAGUAUCACCUGGAGUUAUGCUUGAUAUAGAAGAAUUUUUUGUAAAGUACAAAAAUUACUCUUAUCUCCACUGUGAAUGGGCCACGGAACAGCAGCUUUUGAAAGAUAAAAGAAUCCAGCAGAAAAUCAAGCGAUUCAAGCUAAGACAAGCACAGAGGGCACAUUUUUUGGCAGACAUGGAAGAAGAACCCUUUAACCCUGACUACGUUGAAGUAGACAGAAUAUUGGAAGUUUCUUUUUGUGAAGAUAAGGAUACUGGUGAGUCUGUUAUUUACUACUUAGUAAAGUGGUGCUCACUGCCGUAUGAAGACAGUACCUGGGAACUAAAAGAAGAUGUAGAUCUUGCAAAAAUUGAAGAGUUUGAACAACUGCAAGCUUCACGGCCUGACACAAGACACUUGGAACGUCCUCCCUCUAAUAUUUGGAAGAAAAUAGAUCAAUCCAGGGAAUAUAAAAAUGGCAAUCAACUCAGGGAAUAUCAACUAGAAGGACUCAACUGGCUCCUGUUCAAUUGGUACAAUAGACGAAACUGCAUUUUAGCAGAUGAAAUGGGCCUUGGCAAAACCAUUCAGUCAAUUACAUUCCUCUACGAAAUCCUCCUGACGGGUAUAAGAGGACCUUUCCUGAUUAUCGCACCGCUUUCUACCAUUGCAAACUGGGAGAGAGAAUUCCGUACGUGGACUGAUAUUAAUGUUGUCGUCUAUCACGGGAGCCUGAUUAGCAGACAGAUGAUACAGCAAUAUGAGAUGUACUUCAGGGAUUCUCAGGGGCGCAUCAUCCGAGGAGCAUACCGAUUCCAAGCCAUCAUCACUACUUUUGAAAUGAUUCUUGGGGGCUGUGGAGAACUUAAUACAAUUGACUGGCGAUGCGUGAUUAUUGAUGAAGCACACAGGUUAAAAAAUAAAAAUUGUAAACUCCUGGAGGGUUUGAAACUCAUGAAUCUGGAACACAAGGUGCUCCUGACUGGCACUCCUCUCCAAAAUACUGUCGAGGAGCUGUUCAGCCUUCUUCACUUUCUUGAGCCCUUAAGGUUUCCAUCAGAAUCAACAUUCAUGCAAGAGUUUGGAGACCUGAAAACAGAGGAACAGGUACAGAAACUUCAGGCUAUCCUUAAACCAAUGAUGCUGAGACGAUUAAAAGAAGAUGUGGAGAAGAAAUUGGCACCCAAGGAAGAGACUAUUAUUGAAGUAGAGCUUACCAACAUUCAAAAGAAAUACUAUAGGGCUAUUUUAGAGAAGAACUUCUCGUUUUUAUCCAAAGGAGCUGGACAAACUAAUGUCCCUAACUUGGUCAAUACCAUGAUGGAGCUCAGGAAAUGCUGCAAUCAUCCAUAUCUUAUCAAAGGUGCUGAGGAGAAAAUACUUGGAGAAUUUAGAGAUACAUACAAUCCAUCUGCCUCUGAUUUUCAUCUGCAAGCAAUGAUCCAAUCUGCUGGUAAACUGGUCCUCAUUGAUAAGUUACUUCCCAAAAUGAAAGCAGGCGGCCAUAAAGUGCUUAUCUUCUCUCAGAUGGUUCGCUGCCUUGACAUCCUGGAAGACUAUCUUAUCCACAAGAGAUAUUUAUAUGAGCGGAUUGAUGGUAGAGUCAGAGGGAAUCUUCGACAAGCAGCCAUAGAUCGGUUUAGCAAACCUGACUCGGAUCGCUUCGUUUUCCUCCUGUGUACCCGAGCUGGAGGUCUAGGCAUCAACCUGACUGCAGCCGAUACAUGCAUCAUUUUUGAUUCUGAUUGGAAUCCUCAAAAUGACCUCCAGGCCCAAGCUCGUUGCCACAGAAUUGGUCAGAACAAAGCAGUUAAAGUCUACAGAUUAGUAACUCGUAACUCCUAUGAGAGAGAGAUGUUUGACCGAGCCAGCUUGAAACUGGGCCUAGAUAAAGCCGUGUUACAGAGCAUGAGCGGAAGAGACAGUAAUGUCAGUGGUAUUCAGCAGCUUUCCAAAAAAGAAAUAGAAGACCUGCUCCGAAGAGGUGCAUAUGGGGCCAUUAUGGAGGAGGAAGAUGAAGGCUCUAAGUUCUGUGAAGAAGAUAUCGACCAGAUUUUACUCCGCCGUACAAAAACUAUUACAAUUGAAUCAGAAGGACGUGGGUCAACAUUUGCUAAGGCAAGUUUUGUAGCCUCUGGAAAUCGGACAGACAUUUCCUUAGAUGAUCCCAACUUCUGGCAAAAAUGGGCUAAGAAAGCAGAACUAGAUAUAGACACCAUCAGUGGCAGAAACAGUUUAGUUAUUGACACCCCAAGAAUUCGGAAGCAAACCAGACCCUUUAGUGCCACAAAAGAUGAAUUGGCUGAAUUAUCUGAAGCUGAAAGUGAAGGAGAAGAAAAACCCAAACUCCGGAGACCCUGUGACCGGUCCGGUGGCUACGGAAGGACCGAAUGCUUUAGAGUGGAGAAAAACCUACUGGUUUAUGGGUGGGGCCGAUGGAGAGAGAUCCUGUCUCACGGGCGGUUUAAGCGGCAGCUGAAUGAGCACGAUGUGGAAGUCAUUUGCCGGGCCCUCUUAGCCUACUGCCUCGUUCACUAUCGGGGCGAUGAGAAAAUUAAAGGUUUCAUAUGGGAUCUCAUCACUCCCACUGAAGAUGGCCAGACUCGUGAGCUGCAGAACCACUUAGGCCUCUCCGCUCCCGUGCCCAGGGGCCGAAAGGGGAAGAAAGUGAAGACUCAGCCAAGCUCCUUUGAUAUCCAGAAAGCAGAGUGGCUGCGGAAAUAUAACCCAGAGCAGCUCCUGCAGGACGAGGGCUACAAGAAACACGUGAAGCACCACUGCAACAAAGUCCUGCUUCGUGUAAGGAUGCUGUACUAUCUAAAGCAAGAAGUCAUUGGAAAUGAGAGUCAAAAAGUCUUUGAUGGAGUUGAUGCAAGUGACAUUGAUGUUUGGGUGCCAGAGCCAGACCAUUCCGAGGUUCCUGCUGCGUGGUGGGACUUUGAUGCUGAUAAGUCUCUUCUUAUUGGGGUUUUUAAGCACGGUUAUGAGAAAUAUAACACGAUCCGAGCAGACCCAGCACUGUGCUUCUUGGAAAGAGUGGGCAAGCCUGAUGACAAGGCUGUCGCUGCUGAGCAGAGGGCCAACGACUACAUGGACGGGGAUGUGGAAGAUCCAGAAUACAAGCCUGCCCCAGCGAUCUUUAAAGAUGACAUAGAGGAUGACGUUUCCUCACCUGGAGAUCUGGUCAUAGCUGAUGGAGAGGGUCAAUUGAUGGAAGGGGAUAAAGUGUAUUGGCCUACCCCGUCAGCUCUGACCACACGGCUGAGACGUCUCAUCACUGCAUAUCAGCGAACUAAUAAAAACAGAUACGUCCAGCAGAUACAGCCCACCUUCUCAGUGCCUGCCAAUGUCAUGCAGCCUCUUUACGAAGAAGCCGCCCUGAAUCCUAAAAUGGCUGCCAAGAUCGAAAGACAGCAGAGGUGGACAAGGAGAGAAGAAGCUGACUUCUAUCGAGUUGUGUCUACAUUUGGAGUAGUUUUUGACCCAGACAGAGGGCAGUUUGAUUGGACAAAAUUCAGAGCUCUGGCUAGGCUACACAAGAAAACCGAUAACAGCUUGGAGAAGUAUCUGUGUGCAUUCAUGUCCAUGUGCCGGAGGGUUUGCCGUCUUCCUUCCAAAGAAGAAUUGGUCGAUCCAAAUAUUUUUAUUCAACCAAUCACAGAAGAACGCGCUUCUAGGACUUUAUAUCGCAUUGAACUUCUAAGAAAAGUACGGGAGCAGGCCCUUCGCCACCCACAGUUGUUUGAACGCUUGAAGCUUUGCCACCCGAAUCCAGACUUGCCUAUCUGGUGGGAGUGUGGCUCUCAUGAUAGGGAUUUGCUCAUUGGUGCUGCCAAACACGGAGUCAGCCGGACCGACUACCACAUUCUGCGUGAUCCUGAACUCUCGUUUAUGGCAGCUCAGAGGAACUACAGUCAGAGUAAGGCGGCUCACUCAAGGACUUCUACCCCACUUCUACAGCAAUACCAAGUAGCACUUUCUGCCUCUCCUCUCACCUCUUUGCCUAGACUGCUAGGUGCUAAAGGUACUCUUCUAGAGGAUCCGAAAGUUAAGAGUGAAAGCCUCGCAGAAGAGCCCCAGUCCUCAGAAGAAGAAUCUAUGUCUUCUGUGGAAACAAGGACACGAGUAAAAUCUGAGCCUGUAAGUCCAAAGAACGGUGUUUUAUCACAGGCUACUGGAGACCAGAAAUCUGGUGGGAAAAGUGAAACAGACAGACGCAUGGUUGCAGCCAGAACAGAACCCCUAACUCCAAACCCAGCUUCUAAGAAGCAGAGAGUCCACAAACGAGGACCAGAAUCCAGUUCUGACUCGGACUCUGACUCUGAGCACUCAUCGUGUUCUUCCAGAUCCUCCUCCUCCUCUUCCUCCUCCUCCUGUUCACACUCUCGAUCAGGCUCUAGUUCUUCUUCAUCCUCAUCUUGUUCUUCGGCAUCCUCUUCCUCCUCCUCAUCUUCCUCCUCCUCCUCCUCAUCUUCUUCAUCAUCAUCUGAAGAAAGUGACAGUGAAGAAGAUGUCCAGAAGCGAGAAGGUACGCCUCACGUGAAAGCCUAUGAUGAGGAAAGUGUCGCAUCACUGAGCACUACCCAGGAUGAAACCCAGGACAGUUUCCAGGCAAACAAUGGAACGGCAGAGUCUGCUUCUUACCUGUUACAAGGUGGAUAUAUGCUGGCAGCCUCAUAUUGGCCAAAGGACCGGGUGAUGAUCAACCGCUUGGACAGUAUUUGUCAAACAGUUCUGAAAGGGAAGUGGCCGUCAGCUAGAAGACAUUAUGAUGCUAACACGGUGGCGUCCUUCUAUACCACAAAACUGCUGGAUAGCCCUGGAGCAGCUACAGAACACAGCGAGCCCAGCGUCCCCACGCCCCCCGCUGUUGCUGUCAAAGAAGAGCAUGAACAGUCAACACAGAUGUCAAAGGUGAAGAAGCAUGUACGAGAAAAGGAGUUUACAGUGAAAAUCAAAGACGAAGGUGGUUUGAAGUUGACAUUUCAGAAGCAGGGGCUUGCCCAGAAAAGACCAUUUGAUGGUGAAGAUGGGGCCCUGGGCCAGCAGCAGUACCUCACUCGCCUUCGGGAGCUCCAGAGCACAUCAGAGACUAGCCUUGUUAACUUGCCCAAAUCUAUGUCAGCAUCAGGCACUUCCAUUCAGUCAACUCUUGGUGCCAACGGAGCCAUCCUAGACAGCCAGCCUAUAGUGAAGAAAAGGCGGGGAAGGAGAAGGAAUGUGGAAGGGGCUGACAUCCUCUUCUUGAACAGAAAUAAGCCACCUAAUCAUAUUUCCACAGGGAUAAACCCAGCGGUGCCCUGCCCACAGCCUCAAAGAAUUCCUGAUACAGAAAGUCCUGUUCCAGUUAUCAAUCUCAAAGAUGGGACGAGGCUGGCAGGAGACGACGCGCCGAAGAGAAAGGACCUGGACAGGUGGCUUAAGGAGCAUCCUGGUUAUGUGGAGGACCUCGGAGCCUUUAUCCCAAGAGUGCAGCUUCACGAGGGAAGACCCAAACAGAAAAGGCAUCGAUGCCGAAACCCAAACAAACUAGAUGUCAACAGUCUCACUGGAGAGGAGCGUGUGCAGCUGAUUAACAGAAGGAAUGCCAGAAAGGUUGGAGGUGCAUUUGCUCCUCCUCUGAAAGACUUAUGUAGAUUCUUAAAAGAAAAUGCAGAAUAUGGAGUAGCUCCUGAAUGGGGAGAUGUGGUUAAGCAGUCUGGGUUUCUUCCAGAAAGUAUGUAUGAACGGAUUCUCACAGGUCCUGUUGUGAGAGAGGAAGUAAGCAGGCGGGGGAGAAGGCCUAAAAGUGGAAUUGCCAAGGCCACCGUAGCAGCAGCGGCUCCUGCCGGCAGUGUGCCGGGCAAUCCUUUGCUGGCCAAUGGAUUACUUCCAGGUGUGGAUCUCACAGCUCUUCAGGCCUUACAACAAAAUCUGCAGAACCUGCAGUCACUGCAAGUGACUGCAGGGCUGAUGGGCAUGCCUGGAGGAGAAACUAAAAACAUGGCUGCUAUGUUCCCCAUGCUGUUCUCAGGAAUGGCCGGGUUACCAAAUCUGCUAGGCAUGGGAGGACUCCUGUCAAAGACUGCAGAAUCUGGGGCAGAAGAAAAACGAGGAAAUGACUCUAAGGAGCUAGAAGGAGAAAAAGAAAGGACAGAGAGCCAAAGUUCGGAGAAUGGAGGAGAACGCUGGGUGCCAGGUUCUCCUUCCACUUCCUCCGCGGCUGCAUUGAGUUCAGCUGCAGCUGCCAAGCCCAUAGCUCUUAACCCACUGUUGCUGUCUAACAUACUUUACCCAGGGAUGCUGCUCACUCCAGGCCUUAAUCUUCAUCUUCCAACCUUGUCUCAGUCCAACACUUUUGAUGUACAGAAAAACAAAGGUAGUGACUUAAAUUCAUCUAAGUCAGUCGAAAUAAAGGAAGAAGAUUCCAGAGUUCGAGAUCAGGAAGAGAAAGGGGGAACGGAGCCUAGUUCUCUCCACGAGAACAGCACAGACGAGGGUUCAGAGAGAGCUUCCUCCGGGUCUGAGAGUUCAUCGUCGUCAUCUGAGGAUUCAGACUCCAGCAAUGAAGACUGACUAGGGACUCUGCAACCUCAUCCUGAACUGGUUUUGCCUUUUCUUUAAUUACUAACUGUAAAUAUCCCAGUGUUGAGUGCAUCAAUAACUUACUGACAGAA
Messenger RNA from Mastomys coucha (southern multimammate mouse), 9234 nucleotides. It is a transcript of the gene Chd9, whose product is annotated as chromodomain helicase DNA binding protein 9. The record is from RefSeq and is a predicted model, not a curated record. The transcript is spliced from 39 exons. The coding region runs from base 491 to 9133 and encodes 2880 amino acids. NCBI's taxonomy places the organism in Eukaryota, Metazoa, Chordata, Mammalia, Rodentia, Muridae. Gene Ontology annotation, molecular function: protein binding; ATP-dependent chromatin remodeler activity; ATP binding.